AUGAAGUCCUCCAUACUCGCUCUGGUUCUGGUCGUUGCAGGCGUUUUCGCCUUCCCCCAAGUUGAUGUUGACUCCAUGAACUACAAUGUAGUAGAGGAACAAAUCAGAAAUAUUAUUAAUCAAAUUAGUGAGGGUAUCAGGAAAAUUGGGCUUGAUCCUUGGGAAGUUAAAAGUGCUGAGUAUGAAAACAAACUAUUCCAGGGCCGAAACAUGCGUCCAGAUCUUAUACUCAUUGCGCUUAUAGGCAUUGCAUCAGCAAUGCCUACAGAAACCAAUAAAAAUGAAGACCUAGCCAUACUAAAGGAGAGUUUCCUUACUGCAGAUGAAGCUUUAAGAAAUGGUAUAGGUGAACGAAUAAUUCUGCAGUUACUGGAACGGUUAAGGGAACUAAUGAUAAAUGGGUCAGACAAUUUUCCUGUCUUAGAUCCUAUUUAUAUAGAAAAAAUACACGUAGAUGAAGAAAUUCUCGGCAUCCCAAAG
Molecule: messenger RNA, 480 nt
Organism: Brenthis ino (lesser marbled fritillary)
Lineage: Eukaryota; Metazoa; Arthropoda; Insecta; Lepidoptera; Nymphalidae
Source: the annotation of a GenBank genome assembly